CCGCGCAUGCGCUUCCCAGGCAGCUGCAAUGGCGCCAUCCUGCCACCUGAACAGGUAUCUUCUGCUCAUGGCCCAGGAGCACCUGGAGUUCCGGCUGCCGGAAAUAAAGUCUUUGCUUUCUCUUUUUGGAGGCCAGUUCACCAAUACUCAGGAAACUUAUGGAAAGUCUCCAUUUUGGAUUCUUAACAUUCCCUCUGAAGAUAUUGCAAGAAAUUUAAUGAAACGGACAGUGUGUGCCAAGUCUAUUUUUGAACUGUGGGGCCAUGGAAAGUCUCCCGAGGAGCUGUAUACAUCUCUUAAAAAUUACCCUGUGGAUAAGAUGGUUCCAUAUCUACAUUCAGAUUCUACGUAUAAGAUAAAGAUUCACACAUUCAAUAAAACAUUGACACAAGAAGAAAAAAUCAAAAGAAUAGAUGCACUUGAAUUUCUGCCAUUUGAAGGAAAAGUAGACUUAAAGAAACCACAACAUAUCUUCUCUGUUUUAGAGGACUAUGGUUUGGACCCAAAUUGCAUACCUGAGAAUCCACAUAAUAUUUAUUUUGGUAGAUGGAUUGCGGAUGGACAGAGAGAGCUGAUUGAGUCAUAUAGUGUCAAAAAGAGACAUUUUAUUGGAAAUACAAGCAUGGAUGCUGGUUUAUCAUUCAUCAUGGUCAACCAUGGAAAAGUGAAAGAAAAUGACAUUGUCUUUGAUCCAUUUGUUGGAACAGGUGGCCUUCUGAUAGCUUCUGCUCAUUUUGGUGCAUAUGUAUAUGGGACAGACAUAGACUACAACACAGUUCAUGGCUUGGGAAAGGCUAGUAGGAAAAACCAGAAAUGGAGAGGACCAGAUGAAAAUAUCAGGGCAAACCUUCGUCAAUAUGGUUUAGAGAAGUAUUACCUUGAUGUCCUGGUUUCAGAUGCAGCUAAACCUUCCUGGAGAAAGUUUGCAUAUUUUGAUGCAAUUAUUACCGAUCCUCCAUAUGGUAUCCGAGAAUCUACAAGAAGAACAGGUUCACAGAAAGAAAUACCAAAGGGGAUGGAAAAGUGUCCAGAAAGCCACGUUCCUGUUUCCUUGAGUUAUCACCUGAGUGAUAUGUUUUUUGACCUAUUGAACUUUGCCGCUGAGACCCUUGUAUUAGGGGGAAGACUAGUCUAUUGGUUACCAGUGUAUACACCAGAAUACACUGAAGAGAUGGUGCCCUGGCACCCUUGUCUGAAACUCAUUAGUAACUGCGAGCAAAAGCUUUCCAGUCACACAUCAAGACGCUUGAUCACAAUGGAGAAGGUGAUGAAAUUUGAGAACCAGGACCAGUAUGCACAUCUGCUAAAUGAUCAUUUUCUACUCUACCAAGGCCAUAAUUCCUUCCGUGAGAAAUAUUUCAGUGGAGUAACAAAAAGAAUUGCCAAGGAAGAAAAAUCCAACCAAGAAUAAAAAUUAAGAUUUUGAGCAAUGAAGAAGGAUUGCACGUAUGAUGGGAAAGACCUCGGGACAUGGGUAUUUGUGUAUAAUAUAGACACAUGGGCUGUUUGAAAUUUUUUAUAGGAAAUAAAAUAUUACAGAUUAAAUAGAGAAUUUAAUAAU
Messenger RNA from Dipodomys ordii (Ord's kangaroo rat), 1561 nucleotides. It is a transcript of the gene Trmt11, whose product is annotated as tRNA methyltransferase 11 homolog (S. cerevisiae). Lineage: Eukaryota; Metazoa; Chordata; Mammalia; Rodentia; Heteromyidae. Bases 29 to 1411 code for a protein of 460 amino acids. Gene Ontology annotation, molecular function: nucleic acid binding. The transcript has 13 exons. Gene Ontology annotation, cellular component: cytoplasm. The record is from RefSeq and is a predicted model, not a curated record. Gene Ontology annotation, biological process: methylation.